UGAAGGCAGUUAUAGGGUUGGAGGAGACAGGAAAUCGGCAAACAUAAGAGGCUGAGUAGGACGACCUGGCAACGGUGUAAACGGGAGCAAAACAAACAAGAUGGCGGCCGCGGCGAGGACGCAUGAGUGUGAAGUGCGAGAGUGAGGGUGAGCCUAGCCUGCGUUGCUGCCACACCGCCUCCACCGCCGCCACCACUACCGCCAUGGACAACGGCAGCCAGACGUCUCCCUCCAGCAAGCAAGUGUGCAAGAGGACCCAGUAUGAGGACCCUUUUGCCCUCCACUCGCUCAUCUCAAGUUCAGGGAGUCUCCUCGAUAAUGAAAACUCCCUCUUCAUGGGCCCACUCUUCCCCCCCCUGCGUGGGAUCGAAGACCAGUGCGAAGGGGGCAACACAGGGCGAGUAGGUGGCCGAGGCAGCACUGGGGGUAGCGGCGGAGGGGUGCUACAGCCCUCCAGCGCCCCCACCUCCCCCCAGCACCGCCACACCAGCGCCACAUCCCCCCCACCCCUCUCCCCAGUCCCCCUCGGAGCCUCAGCGGCCUCCACUUCCUCGGACCCUAAUUUCCACGCCACCAGCCUGCGCGAGCGGAAUGCGGCGAUGCUCAACAACGAACUGAUGGCUGACGUGCAUUUCGUGGUGGGCCAGCCAGCAGGCAGCACCCAGAGGAUCCCCGCCCACAAGUACGUGUUGGCGGUGGGCAGCAGCGUCUUCUAUGCCAUGUUCUACGGGGGGCUCAAGUCAGAGGAGGAGGUGCAGGUGCCUGAUGUGGAGCCCUCGGCCUUCCUCACUCUGCUCAGGUACCUCUACUGCGAUGAGAUCUGCCUGGAGCCCGACACUGUUCUGGCAACACUGUACGCGGCCAAGAAGUAUCUGGUCCCCCACUUGGCUCAGCAGUGCGUGAAAUUUCUCGAGGUCUCGCUCACUGCCCGCAACGCCUGCCUCCUCCUCUCCCAGUCACGGCUUUUUGAGGAGCCUGAACUGAUGACGCGAUGCUGGGAGGUCAUUGAUGCCCAGGCCGAGAUGGCACUACAGUCCGACGGGUUUGUUGACAUUGACUUUCCGACCCUAACGAGCGUGCUGUCCCGGGAGACCCUCAACUGCAGGGAGAUUGUGCUCUUCGACGCUGCUCUCAACUGGGCUGAGGCUGAGUGUGGGCGGCAGGAGCUGGAAACGACCCCUGAGAACAAGAGGGAGGUGUUGGGGCAAGCCAUGAACCUGAUCCGCAUCCCCUGCAUGGAGCUGGCCGAGUUUGCCAACGGGGCCGCACAGUCCGGCAUCCUCACCCUGCAGGAGACGACGGAUCUUUUUCUCCACUUCACGGCCCGCAACAAGCCCUCCGUCGCCUACCCCAUCAAGCCCCGCCAAGGCCUCAAGAAGCAGAUCUGCCACAGGUUUCAGUCGUCAGCGUACCGAAGCAACCAGUGGCGGUACCGAGGCCGCGUGGACUCCAUCAACUUCAUGGUGGACAAGAGGAUAUUCAUCGUUGGUUAUGGCCUGUAUGGGUCAUCCAGCGGGGCGGCCGACUACAACGUACGCAUCGAGCUGAAGAAGUACGGCGAGGUCCUGGCCGAGAGCACCACCAAGUUCUUCUCUGACGGUUCAUCCAACACCUUCCACGUGUACUUCACCCACCCAGUGCAGGUGGAGCGUGAUGUCUACUACACCGCCUCCGCCAUCCUGGACGGGGCAGAGCUCUCCUACUUUGGGCAGGAGGGCAUGAGUGAGGUGAACAUGGGGGCGCUCACCUUCAUGUUUCACUGCUCCUCAGAGAGCACCAACGGCACGGGGGUCCAGGGCGGCCAGAUCCCGGAGCUCAUAUUCUACGGCCCCACCCCAGAGAGCUCGGAAAAGUAGUGGCCCGUGGCUUUGUCUCUCCCGCUAGAGAUGGUCUCUGUAGCCUAUACAAUGGUUAUACCAUUGGGUGUAUUAUAGCUGUAAGGACACCAGUCACUGGUGGAACCAAUCUUCCUCUGCAAAGCAAGCUUCAGCAGAAUGUUAACUUUGUCAGUUCUGUUGGUUAUUCAUGAUUUAUAUUACAAUUAUCUUAUUAUCACAUUUAAUGUUAAAACGAAGUGGCAGUUUCAUGUAGAGAACUUUGGUGAGUGAAUUUGUGAUUGUGGAUAGAGUAACUGUGCGUUGAGUAGAACAGAGUGAGACUGUUAGAAUAAUUUUAUUGGCUCUAGUGUAACCAAGCACUGUUGAGAGCAGCUGUGUUGUGUGUGUUUGUCCCGUGGUGCUGUGGCCAUAGCAGGCAGAGCCAUAGUUUGGAGGACAACUCAAGGAUGCCCGGAGCUCUCUGGGUUGGGGAAGGGAGGCUUGGCACCAUGCUUAGCAUUCUCUGCUGGGGGGUGGGGGCCCUGAGGUGGCUCCCAGACGCACAACAAUAGACGGUGCUCUGCCACAUCCCCACUGGGAGGAGGGACUGCCCUGGCCAGGCCUGUACCUCCUGGCAUGUUGUGAAGGGAGCGUUACAGACGGCUGCGGUGCUUCCCGCCUCUGUACCCCGGAGAACACAGACUGGUGGUGGUGGAAGGCACGUGUGGAGUGUCCUGUAGUGCUGCCUUGGUAGUGUGUGUAUAAACUUAAUUCCCAUUGGCUGCUAUCCCGUGUUACCUGUACAUAAAGUAGAGUCCCCAAAAGAGAUAUAAAACGAUAGGAGUAAUAGUGCAUGAAUCCUAUCCACUCAUUAAUGUGCCAUGGACAGUUAGUGAGCAGCAGUCAGUCAUCAGGAGCGUCACAAGCAGGAUGAGGAACUGUCAAAGGAGUUGUGUGCGAGAAAAACCCAGCUUGCCAAAAACGGAAACUGGAGAGAACGUAGCUAGUCUGAGGCUGGAGGGUGGAGGGCAGUGUUGCCAGAUUGUCGUCCUCAGCCUAUUACAUUUUCCGAUUUCCGACCCCAAAAACUGUCUCCUUCGCCCCAAGAGCUAGCUUCAUUAAUAGUUACCGCUGAAAUGGUUAAUUACUGAUGUGUUUCCAUUUUUUUGCAUUAGUUGUGGGGGUUAAUUUCUGAUGUGUUUAGUUUUUCUCAUUAGUUGUGGGGGUUAAUUUCUGAUGUGUUUAUUUUUUGUAUUAGUUGUGGCUAAUUUCGGAUGUGUUUAGUUUUUCUCAUUAGUUGUGGGGGUUAAUUUCUGAUGUGUUUAGUUUUUCUCAUUAGUUGUGGGGGUUAAUUACUGAUGUGUUUAGUUUUUCUCAUUAGUUGUGGGGGUUAAUUACUGAUGUGUUUAUUUUUUUACACCUCCUAUCUUAUCCCUACUAACGUCUUGAUCUUUACGUUAUACAGUAGCUACUUCACCCUCGUACCUGUCCCUACCUUCCCCCUCUAACCUCCUUAUCCUUGCCUAGCUACCUUAUCGCAUUAUUACAGUUUUGGGGCCAGAAACUGAAAAAUACGAUGCUCGGAGUAUAGUGAUCUGGCAACACUGGCUCGAGGGGUUACGAGUCGUCAUCUUCAGGUUAUCUCUCUCUCAGGUGCUCAUUCUUCUCUGCAUCCCGCCACAGUGUAGGAACGCCUGCACUGCCCUGGACAUAAUGGCAGUGGGAGCUCUUUGUCUCGUGGAUUCCUGCUCCCAUAUACCUGCUCAUCCAGUGGUCCGCAGAUAGAACUAUUUUUUUCACAUUUCUAACCUUUAAUAUCCGCAUUUAUAUAGCCUUUAAUAAGUACCAUGAGUUUUAGUUUUAUAUUAUAUGUGUACAGUGUGUAUAGAUUGUUGCAUUUAAUAUAUUUUGGCUUCCUUUGUUACCAAGAAUAUCAUCAGUUUGUGGUCUGUAUUGUAAGACACUUCCGCCUCUCAUAUCAACUGUUUUCAAAGGUCAAGAAGGAGAUUAAUCGGGUUCUAAUGAGUCCUUGUUUAGGUUCUUGGCACAGAGGAAUGGUCAAACUACCACCAGGGUCACAAAACUUGCCCUGGAAAUGCCCCGAACUCAUACGAAAGCCUUGUCAAAUAUGUGAACUUGGGCGACGAAAUGUUUAAAAAUACGGUCCUGUGUGUAAAAGGAGAUUAAUUGGGUUCUAGCAAGUCUUUCUUUAGGUUCUUGGCACAGAGGAAUGGUCAAACUACCACCAGGGUCACAAAACUUGCCCUGGAAAUGCCCCGAACUCAUACGAAAGCCUUGUCAAAUAUGUGAACUUGGGCGACGAAAUUAUUAAAAAUACGGUCCUGUGUGUAAAAGGAGAUUGAUUGGGUUCUAGCAAGUCUUUCUUUAGGUUCUUGGCACAGAGGAACGGUCAAGCUACCACCAGGGUCACAAAACUUGCCCUGGAAAUGCCCCGAACUCAUACGAAAGCCUUGUCAAAUAUGUGAACUUGGGCGACGAAAUGUUUAAAAAUAUGGUCCUGUGUGUAAAAGGAGAUUAAUUGGGUUCUAGCAAGUCUUUCUUUAGGUUCUUGGCACAGAGGAACGGUCAAACUACCACCAGGGUCACAGAACUUGCCCUGGAAAUGCCCCGAACUCUUACGAAAGCCUUGUCAAAUAUGUGAACUUGGGCGACGAAGUGCUUAAGAAUAUACGGUCCUGUCUGUUUAAAGCUGUCAAUAUGUAUCGUCACCCUCAUAAAGUAAUCGCCUAAGUCAUUUUUCAGUGGUUUCCAGGUUUUUGUCUACCUGGUACAUCAAUUUUUCAACAAGUGACGCCCAUAUUUGUAUAGUUGCCUUCAUCAUUCAAGGCUCGAGUGUUCUAGAAUCGGCCUUUUCAUUUCUGCCUAAACCUUAAGCCAAAUGAGAUGACGACGGUUCUUUUCCAAUUUCCUGAAAAGUAUAAAAUAACGACUUUAGCGGUUUGUUUACGAAGGUGACGAUAUGAUGAAUGUCAAGGCUCGUCUGAGAACUCUUGUAUAGCUAACUGGAGCAUUUGAACCUAAUGAUGAGGUAUGAAAAUGUAUAUUGGAGAGGCUGGUGUGUGAUCCCUUUAGCAGUGUUGUUAAAGGAGGGAGAGAGAGAGAGAGAGAUAGAGGGGAGUGCAUAUAGUAAUGGUUAAGGAAGGGGCUGUACUGUGCUUGUGGGUGACAGUCUGGGACCUCAAGCUCAAGUACAUGCAAACCUCAGUAUUCGCGGUGGUUAAAUUUGAUUGUUUUUAGGAGCAGCGUUUAGUGGGAUUUUUUUAUUCUAUGCUUUUUUUGUGCCCUCGAGCUGUUUCCAUUCCUGUAAAAAAAAGAAGGUUCGCUGUAAAACGUCGCUUAGCUUUUCACUCUUAAGCUAAGUGGUAAAAAAUGGGUUCUUGAGUUUGCGUUGUUCACGUCUACUUAAAAAAUUACGUAAUGUUCGUGACUCCAUAUCAGGCGUCGAGAGAUCAAAAACUGAGCUAAACUGAGGCAAAUAAGAUUGGUUUUGGGCACGGAACUUACUUAUUUGUUUGUUAUUACUUGUGGGGUAAAACAGACAUUUAUUUCACUUUCACAUAAAAAACAACAUUGAACAUUCAUGACCCCAUAUCAGGUAUUUAGAGAUAAAAAAACUGAGCAAAACUGAGACAAAUAAGAUCAGUUUUGGGCACGGAACGGACUCAUUAGUUAAUUAUUUUUCAUCUAAGAACUCUUACAUAGCAAACUGGAGCAUUUGAACCUAUUGACGAGUUAUAAAAAGUAUAUUGGAGAGGCUGGUGUGUGAUCCCUUUAGCAGCAUUGUUAGAGGAGGGAGGUAAAAUAACCCAUGCAUUUAGAAGUCUCCUUGUGAGUGGCAUUCCUGUAAUUGAAAGUGCCUGUCUGUGGAAAGGUUAAAGUUUGAGAGAUUACAAAUGUCAUCGUCAGAGAACCGGUCAGGUCAAGUCGUAAACAUGCGUCAAAACUGUGAAUAGUGAGGUUUUCCUGUAUAUCUCAUAGUCUAUACACGUUUAUGUUUAGUAAUGGUGUUUAUUUUCAUAGAGAUGUUUAUAUAUAUUGUAAUGUGGUAUGUCUUGACCACUUUUCGUCAGGCCUUCGCGGCUAUGGAGGCUACAGGCUUUAUGUAAUAGUUAUGUUGUGAAGGGUCCAGCGGAAACACUCGUGAUGGAGGAAUUAUAUCAAAUCACAAUAUUUCUUGAUUUUAACCCGGUAGCUGCGGGGAUCAUGUUUCUUAAAGGCCCAUCUAAGCGAAUUAAUGAGAAAAAAUUAUCACUCACACAAAUCAUUUUAUAAUACAUGUCAAUGCAUUUGUGAUCAGUUUAUGCAUCCUCUAUUUUUGGCGUUCAUGUCAAGGCAAAAAUUUGGCCUGUCACUGGUACGCGGUAAAGCCACAAAUUUGGCCCGUCACUGGUAUUCGGUAAAGCCACAAAUUUGGCCCGUCACUGGUACACGGUAAAGCCACAAAUUUUGCCUGUCGCUGCUACUGGGUUAAGGAAAUGGCUCUAAAUUCUUCUGAAGCUGUAAUUUCUAUUGGUGAACUGUUUUAUAUAAUUCUGUGGAGAUUUUAAAGUUUGUGUUAUCACAGAACUAAUCUUCCUUUUUUGUGUAAGAAUUUCUAAUGGCGUUCUUGGGAAAAGCUCAAUCAGUGUAUCAAGGCUUCUAUUAUCUGUUGUGACAAGUAUUUUUACCUGAUACUUCUUUUAAUCAUAGUGAAAGGGAUAUUUGAUUCACAUUUUGCAGUCAACUUCUUUUAAUCAUAGUGAAAGGGAUUUUUGAUUCACAUUUUGCAGUCAACUUCUUUUAAUCAUAGUGAAAGGGAUUUUUGAUUCACAUUUUGCAGUCAACUUCUUUUAAUCAUAGUGAAAGGGAUUUUUGAUUCACAUUUUGCAGUCAACUUCUUUUAAUCAUAGUGAAAGGGAUUUUUGAUUCACAUUUUGCGGUCAACUUCUUUUAAUCAUAGUGAAAGGGAUUUUUGAUUCACAUUUUGCGGUCAAGGCUUCGGUUCCCAGGAAGUGGUUCUCCUUCCCUCUAGCGGGUCUCGGCCUGGACAGCCUCAACAGUCACAAAACACUACUUCAUGGGCCGUAUUACAAGUCCGAGAAGUUUUGGGUCCCUACAGAGUUCGGGAUGAAUGUCUCUGUAGGGACUCGAAACUUCUCGGCUUCGACUCGUAACACGGCCCUAUACUUCAUGUCACAGGUUAUGCAGGUGUCUAACUACUACUUAUUGUGUAUAUAUUAUUUAUGAAGAUUUUUUCACUUAAACGGAAAUUGCAGGAGGAGAAUCUACACUGAAAUCCUGGUUUAUAGAUCUUGUACAGCGUUGGACUGAAUGUGUAUAAUAUGGCACCUUAGUUUUCUUCCUCGUGUAGAAGAGAAUAUUUUCUAUGUUCAAGAAGUAGCCGGUUAUUCACCUUUCCAGUGUAGCGUUAACUCAAAGGAGCAUAAUGAGCAAAAGCUGUACAGACUGUCCUUAGAUGCACAUAUUUUCCAGAGGCAGUUUUCAAAUUAUGGAGUUUUGCAACCACAGAAGUUUAGCAUAAAUUACUUGAAAUAUAACUUGAAUACUCUGUAGAGUCUCAUUCUUAGUAAAUCAGUUUUUAUGA
Molecule: messenger RNA, 7422 nt
Organism: Eriocheir sinensis (Chinese mitten crab)
Lineage: Eukaryota; Metazoa; Arthropoda; Malacostraca; Decapoda; Varunidae
Product: BTB/POZ domain-containing protein 6-B-like
Exons: 9
Coding region: 123-1856 (577 amino acids)
Biological process (GO): neurogenesis
Cellular component (GO): cytosol
Molecular function (GO): protein binding
Source: RefSeq, a predicted model, not a curated record